GCACUUUCAUUGAAACGUCUUGUUGUUUCCCAGGCUAGGAAAUAAGUUCACAGGCUUUAUUUGAGCUUUGGAAGACAGAGGGCACCACCAGAAGAGAAAAGCCUAGAAGUUCUUUUUUUUUUUUUUUGGAUUUCCCUGGAAGUCGAGUGGGACCCGCCAAAUUGACGGGGAAGUAUACAUUUUAGAGCAGUGAGCCAUCGAAUCGAAAAGGCUGCAGUAGCAACCGAGGUAGAAGCGUGCAACAUUGUUGCAGUGAGGCUGUGACUGCGCGGACGAGGGGAAUAGCACACUGCAAUGCUAAACAGGAGAGCAUUUUAUCAGACUUUUCUACUGUGAACUUUUCUCAAAUUCGAAUUAAACCCCUGGUGUUUAACAGGAAGACGAUAUAUUUUCGAAAAGGAUAAAGCAUGCCGGACCAAAUUACAGUGUCGGAGUUCGUGGUGGAGACAAAUGAAGAUUAUAAAGCGCCGACGGCUUCAAACUUCACCACCAGAAUGUCCCACUGUAGGAAUACCGUGAGUGCUUUGGAGGAGGCGCUGGAUGUGGACCGCAGCGUGCUGUACAAGAUGAAGAAGUCAGUCAAGGCCAUCUACACCUCGGGUCUGGCCCAUGUGGAGAAUGAGGAGCAGUACACCCAGGCUCUGGAGAAGUUUGGGGAGAACUGUGUCUACAGGGACGACCCCGACCUGGGUUCUGCCUUCCUCAAGUUCUCGGUCUUCACCAAGGAGCUCACCGCCCUCUUCAAAAACCUGUUCCAGAACAUGAACAACAUCAUCACCUUCCCUCUGGACAGCCUGCUGAAAGGAGACCUGAAAGGAGUCAAAGGGGACCUGAAAAAGCCAUUUGAUAAGUCCUGGAAAGACUAUGAAACAAAAGUCACUAAGAUCGAGAAGGAGAAGAAGGAGCACGCGCGGCAGCACGGCAUGAUCCGCACUGAGAUCAGCGGGGCCGAGAUAGCAGAGGAGAUGGAGAAGGAGAGGAGGUUCUUCCAGCUGCAGAUGUGUGAGUAUCUUCUCAAAGUGAACGAGAUCAAGAUCAAGAAAGGGGUGGACCUACUCCAGAAUCUCAUCAAAUAUUUCCACGCACAGUGCAAUUUUUUUCAGGACGGGCUGAAAGCAGUAGACAACCUCAAACCAUCCAUAGAGAAACUAGCCACAGACUUACACACGAUAAAGCAGGCCCAGGACGAGGAGAGGAAGCAGCUCACUCAGCUACGGGACGUCCUCAAGUCAGCGCUGCAGGUGGAGCAGAAGGAGUCUAGGAGAGAUUCCCAGGUGCGACAGAGCGCUACCUACAGUUUGCACCAGCCGCAGGGAAACAAGGAGCACGGUACUGAGCGCUGUGGGAACCUCUACAAGAAGAGUGACGGGCUAAGGAAAGUGUGGCAGAAGAGAAAGUGUUCAGUGAAGAACGGAUACCUCACCAUAUCACAUGGGACGGCGAACCGACCGCCGGCCAAACUCAACCUCCUCACAUGUCAGGUGAAACAUAACCCAGAAGAGAAGAAGAGCUUUGACCUCAUCUCACAUGACAGAACGUAUCACUUCCAGGCCGAGGACGACCCAGAAUGUCAGAUAUGGAUCUCUGUGCUGCAGAACAGCAAGGAGGAAGCGCUGGAUAAUGCUUUUAAGGGGGACCAGCACGUUGGAGAGAACAACAUAGUCCAGGAACUGACCAAGGCCAUCCUGGGAGAGGUCAAGAGGAUGACCGGCAACGACAUCUGCUGCGACUGCGGCGCUCCCAACCCUACCUGGCUCUCCACUAACCUGGGCAUCCUGACCUGUAUUGAGUGUUCUGGGAUCCACAGGGAGCUGGGAGUCCAUUACUCCAGGAUCCAAUCCCUCACACUGGAUGUCCUCAGCACCUCUGAACUCUUGCUGGCCAAGAACGUGGGGAAUGCAGGCUUUAACGACAUCAUGGAGGCGUGUCUAUCUGCGGAAGAUGUGGUCAAACCCAACCCUGCCAGUGACAUGCAAGCCCGUAAGGACUUCAUCACAGCCAAGUACACAGAGAAGCGUUUCGCCAGGAGGAAGUGUCCAGACGGGGCGUCUAAGCUGCACACCCUGUGUGACGCGGUCAAAGCCCGGGACAUUUUCUCUCUGAUCCAGGUGUACGCGGAGGGAGUUGACCUGAUGGAGCCCAUCCCCCUGGCCAACGGACAUGAACAAGGAGAGACGGCCCUUCACCUAGCGGUCAGACUAGUGGACAGGACCUCGCUCCAUAUCGUCGACUUCCUCACUCAAAACAGUGUGAACCUGGACAAGCAGACAGCCAAAGGCAGCACGGCCCUCCACUACUGCUGCCUGACUGACAACAUGGAGUGUUUGAAACUGCUGCUGCGGGGCAAGGCAUCCAUCGACAUUGCUAAUGAGUCUGGGGAGACGCCGCUGGACAUCGCUAAGAGACUGAAGCACCUGCAGUGUGAGGAGCUGCUGAACACGGCGUUGGCGGGGAAGUUCAACGUCCACGUGCACGUAGAGUACGAGUGGCGUCUGCACCAUGAAGACAUGGACGAGAGUGACGAGGACCUGGAUGAGAAGGUGAGGCCCAGCCCCCACCGGCGAGAGGAACGCCCAGUCAGCUGCUACACCCCUGGCUCCAACUCCCACCGCCAGCCCAGCCCUGCUUCCCUGGCACGGGACGCUUCCAGCCUGGCCAAGGACAAGCAGCGUGGUGGGUACAUGCCCAACCUGGUCAACAACGAGACCUACGGCACCAUCCUCAACGCCAGCCCCCCCGCGCCCGGGGGGCCCACCCCCACCUCUGCACCCCCUUUGCCCCCACGAAACAUAGUCCAGUCAUCAGGGUCCUCUGGGUGGAAGCCUGGCUCUAUAGACCUGGGGGUCCGACAGAGGUCCUCCUCAGACCCCCCCAAUAUCCACCCCCCCGUACCCCCCAUGAGGGUCACAUCAACCACUGGUCUUGCUCCUCCCCCCGUGGCCAAGACAGUGAGUAUGAUGGAGGCGAUGAACCAACAGUCUAAACCAGGGACCGGACAGGGUCACAACAGAGCCCCAACACCUAAGUCUCCUUCUGGCAACGACAAAAGCUUCAGCAAAGGACCGACUCGAACUGGGUCCAUCGAAAGACCAGCUAAAGAAGUGCCGGGAUAUCCCCAGAACUCAAUAGGUCAAUCGCUGCCUCCCGCCCCCAUGCCUAGGAAGACCUAUCCGAAGCAGAGGCCCAAGCGGGUGAAGGCCAUCUACAACUGUAUGGCGGACAAUGCAGACGAGCUGACCUUCUCUGAGGGGGAGGUGAUCGUGGUGGACGGGGAGGAGGACCAGGAGUGGUGGCUGGGCCACAUCGAAGGAGAACCUAUGAGGAGGGGGGCUUUCCCCGUCACAUUCGUACACUUCAUCAUGGACUGAAGGUCAAAGGUCACCAGAGGUCAACACAGGACCUGGAAUGGAAACCAUGGAAAUGCCCUCCACCACCACCACAUUUGUGGGGCGAAAUUCUCUUUGUCAUCAUCAAAGCUUGUGCCUGCUUUGGCUGUACAGUCUGUGUUGCCAUGACAACAGAUACAUCCCUUUACUCCAGGAAUGUCAUGUGACAUCAUAUCACUCUUUUAGGCCAAGCCUGCAAAGGCUCGUGGGGAAACUGUGUUUAGACUUCUGACAGGAAAAAAAACGAUGAUUGUAGUAGAUAACCUCUUGCAAUAAAAUGCACUUUCUGCUUAUUUAUCCUGGUUGCGACAUUUAGAGGAUUAUUGACAAAAUGAAGGUUCUGUUAAUAAGUAUUUCACUCUGUUGUUUUGGGAAUUGUACAGAAAGUUCUUCAAGGACAGCUGACAGGGACAGUAACGUGUAUCUUAAGUUUUCUUUCACUUAUCGUUAAUGUGAAUAUAGUCGAUAUGCUUACAUUCCGUCUCCUUGCAUGGUUAAAGGGUGAAACAUUUUUAAACGCUUAACUGCUUAAUAGGCAAAGACAUGUAAACUUUACAGGACUCACAAUGUGGGAAGCAAACUCAGUGGUGUAGUGGUGCCUGGAGAAGUGGGUAUACUAUAAUUUGGCAACAAAAAAAUCCCAAAGGCCUGCCUGGUGAAGGAAAGGCGCGUUUGUGGAAAAACUCUGACAAAAAAUGAUAAAUCCCAUGUUGGUCUUUAACAGUCAGGCCAACCCAAGCUGUACUGUGCAAGUGGGCUAAUAGUAGGCCUACUAUUGAAAUGAAUAAAUGCGGCCGUCAACUGAGUCAGAAAAUUCAGUCAAACAAAUUCUCUCCAAGUCACACUUUUUAAUAGAACAUCCAAUUUUGUUGUUUUUCUAAGUCCACAACAAUGCCACACCAGAAGACCACUUUUGAGGUGUGGUAAAAAUCAAAUGUCUUUUUUCUGUAGUAAUUAUCCUUUAAUUCAACUGUGCAGACACCUAGCACUCUUUGGUUAGCAGUGUUUCUGUAAUGCACAUGAGAUGGAGUUUUCAAAACAAAUGGCCACUGGAUUGAUGCAAAUAAUCAUGCUGCCAGGUAGGAUAGGCCACUUUGUAGCUAGUUAACAUUUAAUUGAGUUUUUUUGGGAAAGCCUUUCCAUCUAGGCUACAAGAAGACGAUUAGCUUUGCUAUAUUUUUCCUGUUCCUUAAUCAUAAAACGUCCAGGUUUCAAACUUCAUGUUAUGGGGCAUGUCUUACAUUUUUUAAAGUAGCCUAUAGUUAAAAUCCUACCAUAUAAACAUGGAGGUAAUUAUUUUAUAAAGACAUCUCAUAUUCACGCUCCUGUUCUAUUGGUUUUUAAAUCCGCUUUCUUUCAUUCUUUAUCAAACAAAGGCAUUAUCGUAGUCAUAUUAGCAACCCGUAAUAAUUGUUGCAUCUUUAGAUCUCCCCUCUUUCUAAAUGUCUCUGUCCAUGAAACCGCUCGCAUGUGCAGUGCACAUUUUAGAACUGUGUUUCCCUGCAAAUUUCAUUUUGGAACAUUUGCGUGUAACCCUACCGCCAUGUGCACAUUACUGCGCUUAAAAUGUGAAGAAAUAAUAGUUAAUCCACGUUUUAAGCUAAACAUUCUGAUCUGAUCCAUCAGCCUUAUUAAUUGAUACGGCGUAUACCUCCACCACACUAGCCUACUUUGAUAUACAUCGUGGGAUUAAGAAGUUGAGUAUACGCAAUGCCCACAAAGUGGGUGUAAGGCUGCAUAUACCCUCCACUACACCACUAGGCAAACUUAAUUCAAAAUGGUGCUAACCCAGUAAUAUGCUAGGAGUCCUCCCGUAUGGGUGAUCCACUGUCCCCAUUUCUAGACAGCCCUUAGUAACAACGGGGGGUUGCUGGGGGUGUAUUUAGGCCUGUAUUUAACUGGGGGAACCCAGGCUCACUAUCCUACUGUGUGUGCUGACCUGCAUGCGUGCGUGUCCAUAUCAGCUUGAAACAAUAGAAGUUACUUACAGCACAUCUCCAUUUAGAUGGCCUACAGUGUGGUACCAGAUUUACGGCAUUAACCCAUCUGACACUUACUCUGUUUAUAAAAUGCCUCGUUGUUGCACUUCUUACCCUUUUGCUAUAAUAUCAAUAUCAUCAGUGAAAUGGAUGUUGUGAACUAUCUUUAGCUGCAUAGAUCACACUUUAGUUGUGAACCACCAUCUUUCUGUGGCUCUGGUCAAAAGUAGUGCACUAUAUAGGGAAUAUGAUGCCAUUUGGGACAUAGACAGUGAGAGAGAGAGAUCUGCAGAGGGGUUUAUGCACCUCAUGGGGCAAGGGUGAUGGCUCCUGUUCCGUGGCUCUUUUUAUCUGUAGUGGACAGCAGGCUAUCAAAUGGCACACACAGAGGUACAUGUGGACACACAUGCACAUAGUUGUCAUUGUACUAAAAAUAACUUGUCCUUUGAGGUGACAUUGUAAGGGGGAUGGCAAUACCAAAUGACACACUUGAAAGGACAAUGCAACUACUUUUAUGCACACUUACACACACACACACCUACCAUAGUAUUCAAUCUGAUUCAUAGUGCUCAGCCUAUAAUUCUACCAUAGUCCACAACUUGAUUACUAGCUGGGACCAGCAUUACUUACAGACCACCCUUCUUUUAUAUAUCCUAGGUCCCAUACCGAAGAGUAUGUUUUAAACUUUAAUAUUCUUACAAAGCAUUUGACGUAAUGUCUGAUUUUGGUUGCAGAGCAACUCUUAUCUAUACAUGUUUGAUGUUUAAUCUUAAAUGGGACAUACAGUACUCUCAAUUGUGAAUGAACUACGAUAGACGACGACAAGAGGCGUCGCAUGUAUCUGCCACACUGUUCCUCCCCAUAUUAACUCACUGGAAAUAGGAUGGUUCAUCUGUAAAUGUACAUAGAUUGUUUUGUUUAUAUUUAAAUGUAUAAAAGAGUUCAUGACCUUGGCAGUAAGUGUCUUUUAAUGCACUGUGGUGACGUGCUGUUUUCCAGCUGGUGUUCAGUGUGUAGUCUAGUAGUGUACACACAAACCAAGGCUGUGCAGCUAUUCCAUUCACACUCAUUGACUCUGGAUCACAGCAUUGACUCUAACCUAUUGUGCAAAAUAAUUGGGGAAAUUGAAACUGGAAUAAUAAAAUGGAAUAAUUCCCA
Molecule: messenger RNA, 6523 nt
Organism: Salmo salar (Atlantic salmon)
Lineage: Eukaryota; Metazoa; Chordata; Actinopteri; Salmoniformes; Salmonidae
Source: RefSeq, a predicted model, not a curated record